Dendrobium catenatum is the source of this 1827-nucleotide messenger RNA. RefSeq names its product protein PELOTA 1. NCBI's taxonomy places the organism in Eukaryota, Viridiplantae, Streptophyta, Magnoliopsida, Asparagales, Orchidaceae. Bases 361 to 1497 code for a protein of 378 amino acids. Gene Ontology annotation, biological process: RNA surveillance; nuclear-transcribed mRNA catabolic process, non-stop decay; ribosome disassembly. The transcript has 17 exons. Gene Ontology annotation, cellular component: cytoplasm. The record is from RefSeq and is a predicted model, not a curated record.
AUUUCCUCGACGCAAUUCCUACGGUUCGCUUUUCUUCUCCUCCAUUUCGUUGCCGUUCGACUUCGGCUGCGUCACCUGAACCUGAGGUAGAGCUUUGAAGAGUCGCUAGCUUCUUCGCCUCCGUCGACCUGUUCGGCUUUGCCUGCUUCAUGUGAGAUAGAGAACGGGUCACUAGCUUUUUCGCCUGCUUCGACGACGUUCCUUCCUGUCGGAUCGGAAGUCACGGUAGUUCGACGACGUUGGAUCGGAAGUAACGAUGGAAGCUCGCACGCUGAGAAAGAUUUUGCUCAAAUCUUGCUUAAAUCUUGCGUAAAUCCUGAAUAAAUCCGGUACCAAACAGCCCCUAAACAAUUCGUCGCCAUGAAGCUUGUCCGCCGCGACCUCGAGCCUGACGGUCCCGGCAGCAUCAAGAUAAUCCCGGAGGAGGAAGAUGACAUGUGGCACGCCUACAACCUCAUCUCUGAAGGAGACCUGGUUCAAGCAGUCACAGUGAGGAAAGUUCUCAGGGAACUGGCAUCUGGUGGAAGAGAUUCUGAACGUGUAAAGUUAAAGCUGGAGAUUAAAGUUGAGAGUGUAGAUUACAAUAAGGAAGGUUCUGUCUUGCGGAUACGUGGCAAAAACGUCUUGCAGAAUGAACAUGUGAAGAUUGGCCAAUUUCAUACACUUGAAGUUGAACCACAUAGGCCAUUUGUGCUAAGGAAGGAUGUUUGGGAUUCAUUUUCACUUGAUAUUCUUCACCAAGCAUGUGAUCCUGCUGCAAGUGCUGACCUGGCUGUUGUUUUGAUGCAAGAAGGUUUGGCUCACAUGUUUCUAAUUGGGAGAAGCAUAACAACAACCCGCUCCCGUAUUGAAACUUCUAUUCCAAGGAAGCACGGUCCGGCUAUUGCUGGCUAUGAAUCAGCUCUGAAAAAAUUCUUUGAGAAUGUUCUACAGAGUGUGUUAAAGCAUAUUGAUUUUAAAGUUGUUCGAUGUUUAGUGAUUGCAAGUCCAGGCUUCACAAAGGAUCAAUUUCGUGAUUAUUUACUAUUAGAGGCAGAAAGACGUUCGCUAAGACCAAUAAUUGAGAAUAAGUCCCGCCUUGUUCUUGCUCAUUCAACGUCAGGUUACAAGCAUAGCUUGAAAGAGGUUUUGGAUGCCCCCGCUGUCAUGACCUUAAUAAAAGAUACAAAAGCUGCACAGGAGGUUAGAGCUUUGAAGGACUUUUUUGACAUGCUUUCAGAUGACACAGCCCGUGCAUGCUAUGGCCCUAGACAUGUUGAAGUAGCAAAUGAACGAAUGGCUAUUCAAACUCUUCUAAUAACAGAUAGCCUUUUCAAAAAUGCAGAUGUGUUGGCAAGGAAGAAAUAUGUCAAUUUGGUUGACUUUGUAAAGAACUCAGGAGGCUCUGUCCAUAUUUUCUCAUCAAUGCAUGUCUCUGGAGAGCAACUGGCUCAACUAUCAGGUAUUGCAGCUAUACUUCGCUUUCCCUUGCCUGAUUUGGAUGACAUUGAGAUGUAAGCUAUGGCAGCAUUGUCUCUACUGAGCUCACACAGGCAAGCAUCAGAUCUGGUGGAAUUUUAUUUGAUAUUCUAUUUAAAAAUUAAAUUAGUUAAAUGAGCAAUUAAAGUUUCUCUUCUUCUAAACAUAUACAACAGCAACAGUCUAAGAGUCCUUCAGCUUUCCCUGUCUUAAUUCAUUACAGGCAAUCAAAUUAGCAAAAGAGGUUUUCUGUACAUAUAUGCUACAUUUAUUUGCUUGUUAAUAUCAGUUUGAGAUCUUAUGGUUUCUCUGCCAAUGUAAAUUGAUGCUGUUCCCAGUUUUGAAAAUAUUUAUGCUUGAUUUGUGAUA